Molecule: messenger RNA, 1182 nt
Organism: Rotaria sp. Silwood2
Lineage: Eukaryota; Metazoa; Rotifera; Eurotatoria; Philodinida; Philodinidae
Source: the annotation of a GenBank genome assembly
AUGGUGCAACCAAACAAAACUAAAAAUUCAGGAAAGAUCUCUUCAAAUCGUCGCAAUCGUUCUGAUAAGAUUACAACGUUUGAACAACUAUCAUCGGAGAUUUUCUAUGAAAUUUUCGAUUAUCUAACAGGCAAUGAAAUUUAUGGAUCUUUUUUUGGUCUCAAUAAACGUAUUAAUGACCUUCUCUACAAUAAACCAAAUAUUCAUUUGGAUUUCACUCGAUCAACAAGAAAAUUUUAUAAUAGUUUUCAACGAAUAUUUUGCACCCAAAAUAUUAUUUCGAUUGUAUCUGACUGUAGUAUUGAGACAAUACUGCAAAGAUUACAUGAUUCAGCUGGCGGAGGACGAUUGAAAUCGAUUUCUCUUCCGUAUUUACCUUUGCAUAUGUUUCAUACUAAAAUACCCGAAAUCUUAAGCGGACUCAAGCAACAACUAGUCUCUUUGAAAAUUGAAUUGAUGAAUGAAUGGUCUUAUGGAACUGAAUCUCAAACUGCUCUAUCGUUUCAAUAUUUGCUCACCGAAUUACCAGCAUUAAAGUAUUUUGGAUUGAAUGGCUCUGAUCAAAUUGAUUCAAUAACCUAUUUAGAUCCGAGUAUUGUCAAUAAAACGGUUAUAAGUUUAAGUAUGUCUAUCAGUGAUCAUGUACGUUGGACGCACAUAUUAUAUCGAUUUGAAAACCUGAAAUUACUUACAAUCAAUUUCCGUUUUACCAAUGACAAGAAAAGAGCGGCUCCUCGAGAUUCUACAUCAUAUUUUGGGAAUCAAAUACACGAACCAUUACCAAUCAGUUAUUCUCCUCGACUUCGUCAUGUCAAAAUUUAUCAAUAUAAUUUCAUACUAGAAAACAUUGAACUUCUGUUUCAACUAUUGAUUUCAUCAACUUUAUUGACUUUGCGCUUAUUUAAUUGUCAACGUCAUUUUACGAGAUUUCCGCAACCGAAACGACAACCUCCUUUUCUCGAUAGUUCAUCGUGGCAUAGUUUAGUGAAAAAGUAUUUACCACCAACGAUGAAACGCUUCUUUGUCGAAUACGAAGAUGUUGAUAAUAUUAUGUCGAUGACAAAUCUAGUUCAAGUUAAAAAUAAGUUUAUGAAAUAUAGUGGAUCCGAUUUACCCUGGAAAGUAGCUUGUGCAUACAACCAAAAGACAAAAUUUCUAUCUUUUGAUUUCAUAUUUACUUAA